AUGCGUUCCGUUCAGUUCCUUGCCCUCGCGAUGGCCGUCGCUACCUCCGAGGCUGUCUCUCAGGGUUUCAACUACGGUGCCCUCAAGGCUGACGGCACUGUCAAGACUCAGUCCGACUUCGAGACCGAGUUCAACACUGCCAAGAACCUCGUUGGCACUGAUAAUGCCUUCACCAGUGCCCGUCUUUACACCAUGAUCCAGGGUGGCACCACCAACGGCCCCAUUGAGGCUAUCCCCGCCGCCAUCAAGGAAAAGGUUACCCUUCUCCUGGGUCUCUGGGCCUCCGGUGGUGGCAUGGCCAACGAGAUCGCCGCUCUCAAGUCCGCCAUUGACACCUACGGUGAGGACUUCACCAAGCUCGUCGUCGGUAUCUCCGUCGGCAGCGAGGAUCUUUACCGUAACUCGCAGACCGGUGUCGAGGCCAACGCUGGUGUCGGUAUUGAGCCCUCCGAGCUCGUUGACUACAUCAACCAGGUCCGCUCCGCCAUCUCCGGCACCACCCUGAGCGGUGCCUCUAUCGGUCACGUCGACACCUGGAACUCCUGGUCCAACAGCUCCAACUCUGCUGUCAUCGAGGCCGUUGACUGGCUCGGCUUCGACGGAUACCCCUUCUACGAGAACACCAAGGCCAACUCCAUCGACGACGCCAAGUCCCUCUUCGAUACCGGUGUUGCCAAAACCAAGGCCGUCGCCGGCGACAAGGAGGUCUGGAUCACCGAGACCGGUUGGCCCGUGACCGGUGACAGCCAGAACCUGGCUGUUGCCAGCGCUGCCAACGCUAAGCAGUACUGGGAUGAGGUUGCCUGCCCUCUCUUCGGCAACACCAACAUCUGGUGGUACAUCCUCAACGAGGAGGGUGCCAGCCCCAGCUUCGGUGUCUCCAGCUCCGGUGACAACACCACCCCUCUAUACGACCUCACCUGCAAGGCCUCCUCUUCCUCCAGCUCCGCCGCCGCCUCUUCCAACACUGGCCUGGCCGCCGAGAACGCCUACACUGGCUCCGCUGCCCGUGUCACUGGCUCUGCUGCCGGUGCCCUGAUCGCUGCUCUGGCUCUUGCCUUCACCUUCUAA
Molecule: messenger RNA, 1071 nt
Organism: Penicillium canescens
Lineage: Eukaryota; Fungi; Ascomycota; Eurotiomycetes; Eurotiales; Aspergillaceae
Gene: bgt2
Product: GPI-anchored beta-1,3-endoglucanase EglC
Exons: 2
Coding region: 1-1071 (356 amino acids)
Biological process (GO): carbohydrate metabolic process; cell wall organization
Cellular component (GO): fungal-type cell wall; cell surface; extracellular region
Molecular function (GO): glucan endo-1,3-beta-D-glucosidase activity; 1,3-beta-glucanosyltransferase activity
Source: RefSeq, a predicted model, not a curated record